This is a messenger RNA of Prunus armeniaca (apricot), 420 nucleotides long. Lineage: Eukaryota; Viridiplantae; Streptophyta; Magnoliopsida; Rosales; Rosaceae. The record is from the annotation of a GenBank genome assembly.
AUGCACGAUUUCUGCUUCACGAUCCCGUACGGGUUGCUGCUGAUCGGUGGAGGAUUAUUUGGGUACUUUAGGAAGGGGAGCACAGCUUCUUUGGCUGGAGGUGUGGGCAUUGGAUUGCUUCUCACUCUUGCCGGCUAUUUCAGUCUCAAAGCCUUUGAGAGGAAGAAGAACUCGUACCCUGCUUUGAUUCUUGAAACGGAUUUAGGCAUUUCUUCAUUGAGCAAUGCUGGAGACACCAAAAAAGUACUAAAGUUUUGGAUCCCAACUCAUAUAAAAGCAUUUCCUCUGGCGGGUAGGUGGUGCAAACUUCUAAGUUCAAUGCCAGCUGGUGUUGUUGCUGGCAUCAGUGCCCUCAUGACUGGAUUUUAUCUGUACAAAAUUGCAACUGGAGGGAACCAUAUUCCAGCCAAGACCAAGUGA